GCGAUUGCGCGCGCAAUGAAUCAGGCUGCGCCAGUGUCGUGUAUUCCUGCGGGGAAGAUGUCGAAGGCGAAGAAGGUGCUGGACGAGGCCCGGGAGAUCCAGAAUCCCGAGCUGGAUCUCGCGGACAAGGGUAUCGCGACGUUCGAGGAGAUGCCGGGAUUACUGAACAUGAUUAAUGUAACGAGACUGACUCUAAGUCACAAUAAGAUUCAAGCGGUGCCGCCGGGUCUUGCCAAUCUAGUCAACCUAGAAAUACUGAAUCUGUUCAACAAUCACAUCACCGAGCUGCCUAUAUCUCUGUCGCAAAUGCCGAAACUGAGAAUCCUGAACGUAGGAAUGAACCGGUUGGACGUGCUCCCUCGUGGCUUCGGCGCGUUUCCGGUCCUCGAGGUAUUGGACUUGACAUACAACAAUCUCAGCGAAAAGAAUCUGCCCGGAAACUUCUUCAUGAUGGAGACUCUAAGAGCACUUUAUUUGGCUGACAACGAUUUCGAGUACCUGCCGCCUGAGAUCGGCCAGUUGAAAAAUCUCCAAAUUCUGGUACUGAGGGAGAACGAUCUGAUUGAAUUGCCGAAAGAGAUCGGAGAGCUGACUCGUCUCAGAGAGCUGCAUAUCCAGGGCAACCGUUUGACCGUGUUACCCCCCGAGAUAGGGAACUUGGAUCUAGUGAGUAACAAAGCGGUCUUUCGCAUGGAGUUCAAUCCGUGGGUUACUCCAAUCGGCGAUCAGCUGCAAGUGGGCAUAUCUCACGUCAUGGAUUAUCUACGCUCGGAAACGUAUCGAUACGUUUACAAUCGACACCAAAGUGCCAAAGGCCCGCCACCACCCAUCGAGACCGAUAAGAGUAAGAAGAUCUCACGUGCUCGUUGAUGUCUUCCGAUUUGCACAUAAUCUUGACCAAAAAUAGUGCUUUUAUUAACUAAUAUUGCAAAUUAUUUUUAUAAAUCAUAUACUGCCAAUUUUAUUUAUACUAUACUAAUUAACAAAUCUACAAGAAUUAUAUAAAUGGUGCCUUUUAGAGAUAGAAUAAUACGAGAUUUACCGCUUUUAUUAUUGUUAUACAUUUUUUAAUUCUUUAUUAAUUUAAUAUAUAUGUAUAUAUACAUUAUCACACUCCAAAAAAAAUAUAUAUAUACAAAAAAUAUCUUUUAUUUUACUUCUUUGUGUUCCUUUUAUAACGUUCAACUUAACUGAACCUUUAUAAUCAGAAGAAUUUCUUACAUUCGCAACUUUUAGAAUAAAAUAGAGAACAAAAAAGAUUUCAUUUGACGAGAAUGGGAUUCGAACCCACAUGCACGUUGCACAUGGGUGCAGAGCACAUUGGAUUAGCAGUCCAACACGCUCGGCCACCUCGUCCUUGUAUGCACAUGUCAAAACUGCACUUGGAACGGGGGUAACAACCCUUUGUGCAUUUUGUAUAGUGUGUAAUUAUAUAAUUCAUUGUAAAUUUAUUAUGAAUAACGCGACAUACAUAAAUGAUAUACAACUAAGCUUAAAAUAGUUUUAAAAAUGUUUUCUGAGAAAAAUAAAUUAUUUUAGUAUGGUAAA
Molecule: messenger RNA, 1548 nt
Organism: Ooceraea biroi (clonal raider ant)
Lineage: Eukaryota; Metazoa; Arthropoda; Insecta; Hymenoptera; Formicidae
Gene: ics
Product: ras suppressor protein 1
Cellular component (GO): cytoplasm
Molecular function (GO): protein binding
Source: RefSeq, a predicted model, not a curated record